Messenger RNA from Ilex paraguariensis (yerba mate), 777 nucleotides. NCBI's taxonomy places the organism in Eukaryota, Viridiplantae, Streptophyta, Magnoliopsida, Aquifoliales, Aquifoliaceae. The record is from the annotation of a GenBank genome assembly.
AUGGUGUCUCACUUGAGGACGGACAAGAUUGUGAAGGGUAGCAAAUUCUUUGUGAGAGUCGCUGGAGAAAGGGAAAAUAUGUACUACACUUCAAUAAUGGAAAUUAUUAGAUCUCAAGUCCCUGAUAACAAUGAGUCAAUCAAGAUACAUGUGGUCACCAAAGAAAUGAUAUUUGUCAGUAUGAUGUUAUUGAAAUACCUUCCACUUUCGGUAGUGGAUACUCUGAUGGCUUUGCUCACAACGCUGAGAUUUGGCAACUUAUCAAAGUUUGGAAUAAAUAAGCCUCUGAUAGGCCCAUUCACUACUAAAGUCAUUAGUGGAAGAAGUCCUGUUAUUGAUGUCGGAACUAUUAAGAAAAUCCAGGCGGGAGAAAUAAAGGUUUAUCCAGCCAUACGUGGCAUUAACAAAAAUAGUGUACUCUUUGACAAUGGGGAUUCACGAAGUUUCGACGUAAUAGUGUUAGCAACCGGCUACAAAAGCUUAGCUAAUAAGUGGUUGAAGGACUACAAAUAUGUUCUUAAUGGAGAAGGAAUGCCAAAAAAUAGGUUUCCAACUCACUGGAAAGGUGAGAAUGGGGUAUACUGUGCUGGCUUGUCGAAAAUGGGGCUGCCUGGUGUGUCGAUGGAUGCUAAGGCCAUCGCGAAUGACAUUAAUAUCGUCGUAGGGGAAGUAAAGAGGAGAUCGAAUAAUGGUUCCUAUUUUGAUAAACUUGAUAUAUUUGUAAUUAUGAAUAUGGUCCUACAAUUUUCCUAUGUAAGAGUGUUUGCAUCGUCUUGA